This is a messenger RNA of Aspergillus homomorphus CBS 101889, 710 nucleotides long. RefSeq lists its product as uncharacterized. Lineage: Eukaryota; Fungi; Ascomycota; Eurotiomycetes; Eurotiales; Aspergillaceae. The transcript has 2 exons. Gene Ontology annotation, cellular component: mitochondrion. The record is from RefSeq and is a predicted model, not a curated record. Gene Ontology annotation, molecular function: carbon-nitrogen ligase activity, with glutamine as amido-N-donor. The coding region runs from base 90 to 641 and encodes 183 amino acids.
CAGCGUCAUAUGUUCCGUUCUGAUACAACCACCAAUAAAAAACAAUUUAUAUUUUAUUGCUCCGUUCUGUCUCUUUCCUAAUUGCCAUCAUGUUCCCAGCUCUACGAACAACUUCCUCCCGUCUGGGUUUGCGCCUGGUGCGAUGGAGCUCGACCGACAGCCCGGUCUUGCCGCCGUUGAUCACCAAGCUGAGGACUGACCUCAAGACGGCUAUGAGGGCAAAGGAUACCCCUAGACUGAACGUCGUCCGCGCCCUGAUCUCCGAAACCAACAAUGCCGCAAAGACCUCCUCUCCCAUCCAGACCGAUAUUCAGCUCCUGUCUCUCAUUCGGAAACGUAUCGCUGCCUCCAAGGAAGCCAUUGAGGAGUUCAAGACCGAGAACCGUCCCGAACUCCAAGAGCUUGAGGAGAAGCAGGUGACAGUUUUGGAGGAAUAUGGUGCCCAAGUGGAAACCAUGAGCGUGGACGAUAUUAAGCAAAUUGUCUCUCAGGAGGUUUCCAACAUGAAGGCCGGUGGCAAGAAGGUCGAGGUCGGUUUCGUGCUCAAGACUCUCUUCGCCCCCGGUGGUGCGCUGGACGGCAAGCCCGCUGAGAGAGCCGAGGUUGCAAGAAUCGCCAAAGAGGCCAUUGCUUCUGCUUAAGAUGAAAUAAUGCUCGCAUGUAUACUAGUUCACCUGUACGAUCACAAAUAAAAGUGGGAUACUAUUACA